Molecule: messenger RNA, 3834 nt
Organism: Tetranychus urticae (two-spotted spider mite)
Lineage: Eukaryota; Metazoa; Arthropoda; Arachnida; Trombidiformes; Tetranychidae
Product: staphylococcal nuclease domain-containing protein 1
Biological process (GO): mRNA catabolic process; regulatory ncRNA-mediated gene silencing
Cellular component (GO): nucleus; RNAi effector complex; cytosol
Molecular function (GO): nuclease activity; RNA binding
Source: RefSeq, a predicted model, not a curated record
CCAUAGUUUUUAUCUUUACCUCUCUUCAUCAGCAACAUUGUUAUUCCUUCUUAACAGCCGGAUUGCAACGUUUUUUUGAUUCUUUAAACAUUUCAUUUCAUUUAUAUUGCAUAUAAUUUUGUGAAAUUUGUAACAAUUAUCUUUUUUAUUCUACAGAAUUGGAUAAUUUUUGCCACAUCCUGAAUUAUAAGGAAUAAACCAAGAAAAGGAAAAUCACUAUCAGUCACAACAUCAUCAUCAGCAACAGCAAGAGCAUCACAUCAGCAGCAGCAGCAUCAUCAUCAUCAUUUUACUCUAAAAGUGUGGUUAUUGUUAACUUGUCUUCCUUUUUGCUAUAUAUUUGUGAUUAUUUGGAAAUAUCUUUAAUUUAAUAAAUAUAUUGUUAUAAACAAAUAUCAAGAUGACUGAAACUCCUGCGAUAAGAAGAAUUGUUAAACAGGUACUUUCUGGUGACUCUAUUAUUAUUAGAGACAAGCCACGUGGAGCUGCUCCUGAAGAAAUCCAAGUUGGAUUAAGCUGGAUUAUUGCACCGAAGAUGGGUAGAAAAAGUGGAAAUAAGGAAGAAAUACCUGAGGAUAUUGGUGCCUUUGAGGCAAGAGAAUUUUUACGUAAACGUUUAGUUGGUAAAGAAAUUAUUUUCAAAAAAUUAUAUUCAGUACCAAUUGGACCAGGUGGAUCACGAGAUUGUGGACUAAUUUAUCUUGACAAUGAUGAACAAUCUAUUAAUGAAAAGUUGAUAGACGAAGGAUUAGCUGAAGUAAUUAAACGUCGUCAAAAUGAAGAGUCACCAAUUUACAAGCGUAUGAUUGAAUUGGAAGAAGCUGCAAAAGAAGGUAAAAAAGGAAAAUGGGCUCCAGUUGGUGAAAAGAAAAGCUUUAAAAGGAGAAUUGUUCACCAAGAAUUAAGUCAAGAUACAGCUGAAAGUUUAAAAAAUAAAACUUUCAAGGAGAAUGCUAUAGUGGAAUAUAUCCAAAGUGCUGAUCAAAUGAGAAUUUCAUUAUUGGUCAAUAAAGAAAAACAUGAAUGGCAAAUGAUAACAUUGAGAUUAUCUGGAAUAAAAUGUCGAAAUGAUUCCCAAUUAGCGGAAGAAAGUAAAUUUUUUGUUGAAAGUAGAAUCCUUCAACGAGAUGUUUUGGUUAAAAUUGAAUCAUUACAGAGAACUGGUGAUAAUCCAAUAUUAUUUGGAUCAGUUUUUGGUGGACGUGAUAACGCUAAUAACAUUGCUAUAGCAUUAUUGAAGGAAGGUUAUGGUACAAUUAUUGAUGUAACAUUAAAAUUGACUCCUGAUCCAGCUCAAUAUAGAGCAGCAGUGGCUGACGCAAAAGCACGAAAAGUACGAAUUUGGAAAGAUUACAAGGGUGGUGUUGAUGGUAAAAGUGGUGGUGCCGGUGAAAAUGGUGUUGAAGGUGCUGGAAAGACUUCAUUUGAUGGUAAAGUUAUUGAAAUUAUAAAUGGUGAUGCAUUGAAUAUAAUUUCAAAUAAGGAUGGUCAAGUGAAGAAAGUAUUUUUAGCAUCUAUUCGUCCACCUCCUAGACGAGCUGAUAUUGCACCUGAUCAAAAGGUACGAGCUUUAUAUGAUACACCAUAUAUGUUUGAAGCUCGUGAAUUUUUGAGAAAAAAGUUGAUUGGAAAAAAUGUUAAAGUUAUCGUUGAUUAUGUUCAACCUAAGAAUGAAAAUUUUCCAGAAAAAACUUGUGCAACUGUUAUGCUUGGAGGUGUAAAUAUUGGUGAAGCUCUUGUUUCUCGUGGUUUAGCAAGUGUUGUUAAAUAUCGAGCUGAUGAGGAGAGGAAAGCAUCAAAUUAUGAUGUUUUAUUGGACAGUGAAAUAAAGGCUGAAAAGGCAAAGAAAGGUAUACAUGGCAAAGAAGCACAAGGAAAAAAAGUUGUGGAUUUAUCGUUUGAUGUUAGUAAAGCUAAAGGAUUUAUGCCUUUCUUAAUAAAAAGUGGCCAAGGUGGACCUAGAAAAGAUGGUUUAGUAGAGCAUGUGUUUUCAGCAUCUCGUAUAAAAGUAUUUAUACCAAAAGAGAAUUGUUUAAUUAAUUUAAUCAUUGGAGGUAUAAAUGCAGAUAAGCCAAACGACAGUAAAUAUGGUCAAGCUGGAUUUGAAUUGGUAAAAAGUUUGGUACAUCAACGAGAUAUUCAGUGUUCAAUUGAGAACAUGGAUAAAGUUGGAAAUUACAUUGGUUAUGUGUAUUAUGAGACUGAACCAGGACAUUGGAAAAAUUUAUCAUUAACAUUAAUUGAAAAAGGAUUGGCAUCAAUUCGAGAUGCUCGUGAUGCUGAAAUGAUUCGGGCUGAAGAAGAAGCAAAGAAAGAAAAAAUUGGUUUAUGGGCUGAUUGGGUACCAGAAGAAGAAGAUGAUGAAGACGAAGACAAUGAAGAUAAUGUUUCUGAUGAUAAUGUUGAUGAAACUGAAGAUGGUGAAACAGGAGAAAAAGAAGGAAAUGCAACAACAUCUUCAACAACGGGAACAACAUCAACAUCACCAGGAGGAGGAACAACAGAAAAAACAACGGAAAAUAAAAACGGCGUAGAAAGUAAGAAAAAGUCAAAGAAAGAAGGACAACAAGAAGAUUACAGUAAAUUGGAUAAAGUUGUUCCUGUGGAAGUGAAUGGAGAUUUGACUGGAUUUUAUGCUCAACACAUAAAACAAGGAGAAAAAUUAGAGAAAUUAUUAGAUUCAAUGCAAGAAGAAUUAAAGAAAAACCCACCAACACCAUUUUCUUAUAACUUUAAGAAAGGUGAAAUUGUAUCAGCUAAAUAUUCUGAUGGUCGAUGGUACAGAGGAAAAAUCGAAAAGCUUAACGUAAAUGCUAAAACUGCAGAUAUAUUUUUCAUUGAUUAUGGUAACAGUGAAGUGGUAUCACAAGAAAAUUUGGCACCUUUACCAUCAGCAGAUUAUUCAAUCAACAAUUUUCCAGCUGCUGCUAUAUUGUAUGGUCUUGCCUUUAUGACUUUACCUGCUAAUGAUAGUGAAGCAUUGGCUGAUGCUAAAGGAGCAUUUGAAACAACUAUUAUUGGUAAAGAGUUUUAUCUAAAGAAAGAAUAUGCUGAAACAUUGAAUGGUAAUCCAAUUGACAUGGUCAGUCUAAUUGAUGUUGAAAGUAAACAAAAUGCUUGCGUGAAUUUAGUUAAACAAGGAUAUUUCAUGGUCAAAAUAUUAGAGAAAGAAGGAAAGAUACAAAAUUCAACAAAAGUUUAUCGGAAUAUAAAAGUGCUCAAGAAGUGGCCAAAAAGAAGCGAUUGGUUCUCUGGGUUUAUGGUGAUAAUACCGAAGAUGAUGCUAGAGAAUUUGGUCUAGCUAAAUAACUAAUCAAAUGAUUAAACAACAAACAACCUGAUUGAAUUACAAUAUAAAGAGGAAUCUAUUCUCAUAUUGAUUCAGUUAUUAGAUCGUUUUUUUCUGGUUUUUAUGCUAAUCCCCAGAUCUAUUCUUUGUAAAGUAUUUUUCGUCUCACUUGUCUGACUUUUUGCAUCAUUUGUUUCUUCGAUUUGAACAAUUGACCAUAUCCGAGUAAUCAAUUUUUUGUACAACUAUGUUGAGCAACAUUUAUACAAUUUAUAUUUUCAACUAAAUGCUAAAGUUAAACCUUUAAGUUAACUGUUAACUUGCUUAUUACCAUCAUUUUCGGUGAUAUUUGUAUUUCCUCUGGUUUAUUACUAUUUCGAGGAUCAAUUCUACUUCCAGUUGUCUCUAUGUGAUCAAGCAUCUCAACUACUAUUGUAAUCAAACGUAUUUCCGCGUACUAAUUUAAAAUGUUUUGAAAUUAUCAUUUUAUAUCAACAUCAUAAUCUUCUAGUUGUAAACUUCAUCAAGGAUAUGUUUGCCAGUUA